Molecule: messenger RNA, 2377 nt
Organism: Gallus gallus (chicken)
Lineage: Eukaryota; Metazoa; Chordata; Aves; Galliformes; Phasianidae
Gene: CYP4V2
Product: cytochrome P450 family 4 subfamily V member 2
Exons: 11
Coding region: 90-1682 (530 amino acids)
Molecular function (GO): monooxygenase activity; iron ion binding; heme binding
Source: RefSeq, marked provisional
GGCAGCAGUGGGAGUAGGCAGUGCUGACUGGGCCUGGCACAGAGGGCAGAGCUGCUUGCAGGGAACAAGGCUUGGGUCAGAGCAGGGAGAUGGCAAUGGAGAUCACGCUAGGAUCCAUGGAGGGAACACAGCUGCUGCCCUGGGUGGCUGGAGCCAUCACCCUGCUGCUGACGGUGGUGACUGUACACUUCCUACCCUCUUUGCUGAACUACUGGUGGUGGUGGUGGGUGAUGAAGCCCAUCCCAGGCAUCCGCCCAUGCUACCCCUUUGUGGGAAAUGCUCUCCUGUUGGAGCGAAAUGGAGAAGGUUUUUUUAAACAGCUACAACAGUAUGCUGAUGAGUUCAGGAAAAUGCCAAUGUUCAAACUCUGGUUAGGUCCACUGCCUGUCACAGUAUUGUUCCAUCCUGAUAGUGUGGAGGUUAUUCUGAGCAGUUCAAAGCAUAUUAAAAAAUCAUUCCUGUACACAUUUCUGCACCCAUGGCUGGGGACUGGACUUUUGACAAGCACUGGAGACAAGUGGCGGUCACGGAGGAAGAUGAUAACUCCUACAUUCCACUUUGCAAUCUUAAAUGACUUUCUUGAGGUUAUGAAUGAACAAGGGGGUAUUUUGUUGGAGAAACUUGAGAAGCAUGUUGACAAGGAACCAUUUAAUAUCUUUACAGACAUCACUCUGUGUGCACUUGAUAUUAUCUGUGAAACUGCAAUGGGCAAGAAUCUGGGUGCUCAAGACAAUAAGGAUUCUGAGUAUGUUCGUGCUGUCUACAGGAUGAGUGAUCUAAUCCAACAGCGACAGAAGAGCCCUUGGCUUUGGCAUGAUCUUAUGUAUCUUCUGUUCAAGGAAGGAAGAGAGCAUGAGCAGAAUCUUAAGAUUCUGCAUGGUUUUACAGAUACGGUAAUUGCAGAAAAAGUUGCAGAACUUGAAAACACCAAGCUAACAAAACACGAUACUGACGUGAACACUGAAGAAGAAAGUGGUUCCAAAAAGAGAGAAGCUUUCUUAGACAUGCUGCUGAAUGCCACAGAUGAUGAAGGGAAAAAACUCAGCUACAAGGACAUUCGUGAAGAAGUGGAUACUUUUAUGUUUGAGGGUCAUGAUACAACAGCAGCCGCUAUGAACUGGGUCCUAUACUUGCUUGGUCAUCAUCCUGAAGCCCAGAAGAAGGUUCACCAAGAACUGGAUGAGGUGUUUGGCAACACAGAGCGUCCUGUUACAGUGGAUGAUUUGAAGAAACUUCGAUACCUCGAGUGUGUUGUGAAAGAAGCCCUGAGGCUCUUCCCUUCAGUUCCCAUGUUCGCCCGUUCCUUGCAAGAGGAUUGCUAUAUUAGUGGAUAUAAGCUACCAAAAGGCACGAAUGUCCUUGUCUUAACUUAUGUGCUGCACAGAGAUCCUGAGAUCUUCCCUGAGCCAGAUGAAUUCAGGCCUGAGCGCUUCUUCCCUGAAAAUAGCAAAGGAAGGCACCCAUAUGCUUAUGUGCCCUUCUCUGCUGGCCCCAGGAACUGCAUUGGCCAACGCUUUGCACAAAUGGAAGAGAAAACUCUUCUAGCCCUCAUCCUGCGGCGCUUUUGGGUGGACUGUUCUCAAAAGCCAGAAGAGCUUGGUCUGUCAGGAGAACUAAUUCUUCGUCCAAAUAAUGGCAUCUGGGUUCAACUGAAGAGGAGACCAAAAACUGUAACAGAAUGAAAGGAAAUACAAGAUUCUGAUUUUCCAGAAACUUCUAAGCUAUUUGGACUGAGAUGUGUUUUAAAUCAGAUGUUUUGAUAGCAGUCCUGCAAUUUGUUGGGUUAAAUGUUGUUGCUGAUUGUUUAGUCAAAUACAGUGCUCUAAUAGACAUAAGCUACUCUACUUUUCUUGUACGUGAGAACUUCAAGUCCAUCUUUGAAUUGCAAAUCUUUAAACAUCAAAUCUUGGUGCCUCAUCUCAUCAGAUGAAGCUAUUCCAUUGCAACAAUGCAAAAACCCUGAAAUGAAGGUGCUAGCAACAGUAAUGUUUUUGGUGGAGAGAGAGGAUUAUUUUUCAUAGCACCUGUGAAGUAACCAGUAGUCUCAAAGCUUUCUGUAUUUUUUCAGGGGAUUUUUUUGUUUGUUUUUGCUUUAAGAGUAUAAGUGAACAAUUAUUCUACUUGCCAUAAGCUUUUUCUCUUCUAGUCAUGACUACAUCUAUGAAAAUGAAGCUCUGAUAAAUGUACUCCUCCUUUGUAAGCAUUUGCAGUAGUUCUUAAAUAACAAGUGCCCUGAAUUAUUUUUAGCACAAUCUGCAAUAAACAGCAAUCCAUAUAAUCAUACCAUGAAUGAGAUGGUGUGCAAGCUGUACAAUUUCAUAUUAGCAGAUACAACGUAUUAUUACAAGUUUGGAGAAUAAACUUCUAUUGUGCCUCA